ACGUGAUUACAUUGAAUUCCAAUAAUGUCAAGUGAUAUAUUUAUUUAUCAAAUCAUCGUACUCUGAAAUUAGAUAUUUAGGGAAUUCAUGUGUAUAAUGUAUUGUAUAUUUACUGCCUUAUCUCGUUGGACACAUUCAAUCACUUCAUUAAUUCUUUUCAAGCUUUUGUUUGUUGUGACCCUAGUACAAGUACUAAUCAUCGUUAAUCCUUUAUCACAAAUAUUGAAUAAAAGAAGCCGUGUACAUCUUGUUAGUGUGAGUGACUAAGUUUAAUUUAUUGACUAUAUUUUAUUUAUAAAGUCACAAUUAAGUUCGGGAUAAUAUAAUUUUUACAAGCUUGAUUUGCGUAAUCAACCCUUAUGGCACAUGUGCUAGCUGGGUACUCAAAACCAAAUAACACAAUACUAUUAUGCUCUCAGAUUUCUCUUUAGAGUCUAAAGUAGAAUCCAUCCAUCUGGACCACGCCUUACCUAGUCCUCACGUUCAUUAUCAUAAUAUUAUAGACUAGUAAUUAAUAUUUUUAAUUUUUGUAUUGAAAUAGUCAAUUACUAACUCAUCAAAUUUUAAAAAUAUCGGCAGUAAUAAAAUACUCCGUAUUUUAAAUUUAUUUUACCAGUAUACAUCAAAGGUUAUUACGGAGUACAAUCAAAGUAGAGUAGCACAUUGAAUACCGUAGAGUAACAAAUUAUGCAACUACGAGUAAUUAAUCAGGGAUGAAUAAUAACACUAUUAUUGGUGUUCACGUCUUCAACCAAUAGUUCCCCACCUUUCUUUCAACAACUAACAAAGAACAGGUAACAGCCAUCUGAGCUGUACUCAGUCUCUUCUUUGUUUCGUGUGUGUGAAUGUGUUUUUUUUUUUUUUUUUUUUUUUUAAUUAAAAUUUUAAUUAUUCUUCUGACUUAGUUGCCAGCUUUCCCCUAAGCUGAUUGUAGUCAUAAACUCAUACCAUUGUUCCUUGGAAAAACUUUGGUGUUUUUUUGUUUUGUUGAGGAAAGUCAACUAAUGCAAAAUCUCAAAUCAAAAACAAAUACUCCUAAUCUUGUUUCAUUUCAUCCCUUUUUUUUUUGUUUGGCCUUUUCUACAAGAAUUUUUACAAGAAGAAGUUAAUUUUGAUUUAAUCCUGUUUGAGUUUCCAUGAAUUUGACUCAUAUAAUCAUCUCAAGUUAUAAGCAUGGAUUCCAAAAGGCAUAAGCAAGUAAGUUUUUAUGAAAAUGGAAAGCAGAGUUUCAACAAUAGUUAUUCUUCAUGGGGAAGAAAUGACUCAUUCAGAUCAGAAAAAUCAUCAAAUACAGAAGCUUCAUCAACAUACAUACAGACUACUCCUUUACUUAGCAGCCGUGUCGGGUUUGGAAGCAUUAACAGAAUAGGGAGUGGCAUUAACAGAAUAGGGGGAGCUUUCAAGCUGCCUACAUUCAGAGCUUUUUCGAGAAAUGGCGGUGAUGGACCUUGGAAACAAGAUGAAUCAUGGUGGAACAGGACUUUGGAUCCCUCAAGUGAGGUGGUCUUAAUAUGGAACCGAAUUUUCCUGGUUGCGUGUCUUGUGGCACUCUUUGUUGAUCCCUUGUUCUUUUACCUUCCCGAAGUAGAUAAACCCAAUGGUUCUUUCUGUAUGUCAAGGAAUGUGCCCUUGGGUGCUGUUGUCACCUUUGUUCGUACUGUCGCCGACAUUCUAUACAUGUUACAUGUGGUUGUGAGGUUCCGCACAGCUUUUGUAGCACCUAGCUCUCGGGUCUUUGGAAGAGGGGAACUUGUAAGAGAUAGAAAGGAAAUUUCAAGGAGGUAUAUCAGAUCAGGUUUCUUCAUCGAUCUCAUUGCAGCAUUGCCUCUUCCACAGAUUGUGAUAUGGUUUGUUAUACCAGCAAUUAAGCUCUCUAAAUCAAGAAGCACCUAUAAUGCGCUUCAAUUGAUUGUUUUCAUCCAAUAUAUCCCGCGAUUUUAUCUGAUUUUUCCACUGAGUGCUGAGAUUAUCAAGUCUGCUGGUGAUGUCACCAAAACAGCUUGGGCUGGAGCUGCUUAUAAUCUGAUGUUCUACAUGUUGGCUAGUCAUAUCCUUGGGGCAGCUUGGUAUCUUGUGUCUGUAGAAAGGUAUUCAGCAUGUUGGAAAUCAGCCUGUAGACAUGAAAAAUCUCCUGCUGAAUGCCGUCUCAAAUACUUGGAUUGCAGUACUAAAGAUGAUAGAGAUCGUAUCGUUUGGGCAAAUAGCACACAAGUAUUUUCUCUGUGUGAUCCUAACAACGAGAAUAGCACUUUUGAAUAUGGGAUAUUCAUUAAUGCAAUGCUAAAAGAUGUUGUCUCUGAUAAUUUCAUGGACAAGUAUUUCUAUUGUUUAUGGUGGGGCUUACAACAGUUGAGUUCAUAUGGCCAGAAUUUGGAAACAAGCACAUUUGCCUGGGAAACCACAUUUUGCAUAUUUAUUUCCAUUGUUGGUCUGGUUCUGUUUUCUCUCUUAAUCGGUAACAUGCAGACUUAUCUGCAAUCCAUCACCUUGAGGCUUGAGGAAUGGAGGCUUAAGAGGCGUGACACUGAGGAGUGGAUGAAACAUCGACAGCUCCCUCAGCACCUGCGAGUUAGAGUGAGGCGGUUUGUUCAGUACAAGUGGAUGGCAACCCGAGGGGUCAAUGAAGAAGCAAUUCUGACUUCCUUGCCAAUAGAUCUACGACGUGAUAUCCAAAGCCAUCUGUGCUUGGAUCUUGUUCGACGAGUCCCUUUUUUUGCUUCAAUGGAUCAUCAACUACUGGAUGCUAUAUGUGAGAGACUGAGAUCUUCUCUAAAUACAGCAGGCACUUUCAUUGUUCGCGAGGGUGAUCCUGUUACAGAAAUGCUCUUUAUUAUAAGAGGGAAACUAGACAGCUCAACUACAAAUGGAGGGCGUUCGGGGUUUUUCAAUUCCAUCUUAUUAAGACCAGGGGACUUCUGUGGUGAAGAGCUUCUUGCUUGGGCCUUACUUCCAAAUGCUUCUAAUUUUCCGUCUUCCACUAGAACUGUUAAAGCACUAGAGGAAGUAGAAGCUUUUUCAUUGCAAGCAGAAGACCUCAAAUUCGUGGCAAACCAGUUUAGGCGUCUGCAUAGUAAAAAGCUUCAGCACACUUUCCGUUACUAUUCUCAUCACUGGCGAACAUGGGGAGCCUGCUUUAUUCAAGCUGCUUGGAGACGGUUUAAGAAGAGAAAGCUAGCUCAAAGCUUAAGCUCAAGGGAGUCAUUCUCAGGUUCUUUAACUGCAUCGAGCUCAUUUUCCCAAUAUGAUAAUGUUGAGUUUGAAAGCCAAGAACAAGCUCCUGAUGACAAUAGUGGUGAAACAGCAACGCCAUCUCAGGCUAUACAACAGCUUGGAGUCACUCUUUUGGCAAAGAGAUUCGCAGGCAAUGCACGAAAAGGUGCACAAAGAAACAGGGAUAUUGAUUUACCUAAGAUGAUGAAGCCUCAAGAUCCUGACUUCUUUUCUGAGCCCUGAAUACCAGCAAUCAGAUGUAAUAUAGGUCAUGCAAUCAUUGCUCCUUAGUCCUUGCUGUCCAAAACCAGAAAUAUGUAGAUGAACUUUACUUUUACCCCUCCUUUUUUGGGUGAUAUGUUACUUGACUACAGCUGUACAUUUACAUGUAUUGUCCUAGUAAACCAAAUUCGUAAUUUUGACAGAAUUUUCAUUGAAGCAAUCAUUCUGCUCAUUGACAACAUGUACACAGAAGAUGACGUUUUGUGCAAUUGAAUACUGAAUUACACAUUAA
Chenopodium quinoa (quinoa) is the source of this 3724-nucleotide messenger RNA. Its product is annotated as probable cyclic nucleotide-gated ion channel 14. Gene Ontology annotation, cellular component: membrane. Gene Ontology annotation, biological process: monoatomic ion transport; transmembrane transport. NCBI's taxonomy places the organism in Eukaryota, Viridiplantae, Streptophyta, Magnoliopsida, Caryophyllales, Amaranthaceae. The transcript is spliced from 7 exons. Gene Ontology annotation, molecular function: monoatomic ion channel activity. The record is from RefSeq and is a predicted model, not a curated record. Bases 1174 to 3453 code for a protein of 759 amino acids.